Molecule: messenger RNA, 1608 nt
Organism: Ostreobium quekettii
Lineage: Eukaryota; Viridiplantae; Chlorophyta; Ulvophyceae; Bryopsidales; Ostreobiaceae
Source: the annotation of a GenBank genome assembly
AUGGACAGCGGUCACGCUUCGUCCGUCCGGGCAUGUCCUCUCUCGCCGGCGCGACUCCAUCGACUUGCCCUGCUGUGCUCGGCGCUGAUUGUUCUCCUACGGGAAGCUGCAGCCCUGGAGGUCCCUGCGUGCCCCGCGCGCCUGGACGCCGACGUCCUCGUCCUGGGCGCCGGCAUCGCGGGCAUUUCAGCCGGAAAAGCCCUGCACGAGAACGGCGUCGAAGACUUUCUGAUCAUCGAAGGCACGGACAGGGUCGGUGGUCGGAUAAGGAACCAGGAGUUCGGUGGCAUACGGGUGGAGGUGGGCGCGAACUGGAUCCACGCGGUGGACCCCACGGGCGACGCGCCCAAAGUCAACCCUAUAUGGGAGCUGAGGGAAAAGUGUGGGCUGGAGGUGGCCAUCAACGACUGGGAGGACUCCGUGGUUUACGACGGCGACGGAAACGAAAUCGACGAUGACGCUUUCAGGUACGAGGAUUUCGAGACGGCCUUCAAUCGGGUCGUCGAAAUGUCCAAGGACCUUGGGGCCCAGGGGAAGGGCGAAGUCACGGGGGAGCUGAUCCUGUCCGGCGUGAAUGUCACGUCGCUUGUGGGGCCGAGGGGCGACGUAAACCUCAAGGACGCGUUUGCCGCCGCCGGGUGGACGGCCGAGACGCCCGAAGACGUCUUCGUGGAGUACGCCGAGUUGGACGAUUGCUCGGGAGAGCGUCCAGACAAGCUGGGCCUCAAGCACUUCAAGAGCUCUGUGGAAGUUUUCGAGGCGUUUGGCGAGGAGGAUGCUUUCGUCACGGACCAGAGGGGCCACGCCCAGGUGGUGAGGUGCCUCGCCGAGGACUUUUUGGUCGAUGGGGAUGACCGGCUGCGGCUGAGUGCUCCCGUGAGGGCCAUGCGUUACAGGGACGAGUGCGUGUGUGUGGACAUCGUCCCAGAGGGCGGGAAAGCCGGCAAUGAGACGGUGUGCGGGCGCUACGCCAUAGCCACCUUUUCAUCGGGCGUGCUGCAGGAUUCCGCGUUUUCGGAAUCUCCCUUCGUGGAAAUGUCGCCCCCGCUGCCGGAUUGGAAGCGAGAUGCCCUGUCCCUGACGAACAUGACGGUCUACCUCAAGAUUUUCGCCAGGUUCAGCGCGGCAUUUUGGGACGACGUCGAGUUCAUCGGCAGGGCGGCCACGCCGCCCAAUGCGGCGAUGGACUGGGCAUCCUUCCUGCCUAUGAGCCUUUCUAGCGGCAAGUUCGCCCCCAUUCCCGCCAACACGCCCAUCAUCAUAGCCAAUGUUGCAGGAGACCUGGCACGGCGCUUGGCAAGACAGACCGUGGAAGAGAACACGGAGGAAAUGAUGGCGGUGCUGAGGGGGAUAUACGGUCCAGACAUUCCGCCACCUGAGGAGGUGUUCAUACCCGACCUGCACAACAGCCCUUUCUUUCGAGGCAGCUGGACUAAUUAUUUGGAAGGGGCGAGCCAGGAGACCGUUGAGCUGUUGCGGGUACCGCUUGGGGCGCUGCACUUUGCGGGCGGAUACACGAGCGUGAAGUACUUGGAAUUUACACAGGGCGCCCAUCUCGAGGGCCUCAGGGUCGGGCAGGCGGUGGCUACGAAGAUCCUCACAAAGUGA